AUGCCCUUAUCAAAGCGACCACCACCGUACGUAGAGGCGGAAGACCCCAAGAGGCCGCCGCUUCGAUCGUCUCAAACCGAGGACCUGAAUCACCACUCCAUACCCGGCGAUGAGAUAUCCGUGGACGAGCAAGCUGCUGUCCUGCAAGCAAUGUCCCUGGAGUCACCACCAGGAAUAGUCCAGUCACCAAGCAGCUAUUCUCCCACAUCUACCGAGUUCAGUCCUAUAAGCCCCAUCAUAGCAUCUGCUCCGACCACACCCUUGACACCAGCUACACCGACAUCAGCAACGUCGUCCAAGUUCAAGUCGGUUCUGCAAGAUGUUCGGUAUUUCGCUGGUGGCCUGAUCGCCCACCCUUAUGAGUCUACCAAGCACUAUUCCAUUCUACGCCAUUCUCACGGCUUGGUCUACUACAGUGGCUCCACGACUAAUCUGGCCAUCACCAUCUUUUCGGACAGGGAGUUGCCACCCGAUCGGACAUUAUGGCUGCAGCGCAAGGGUUUCUCCGGCAAAACUGGCUUGAAGAUUGGCGGCCUGCUCGGCGCCCGGAGCACAUGGAUCAAUGUGACUCCCACGGUCAAGGCGACCCCCGAGCAACUCAAUCCGACUGACGAAAGGGCAUGGCAGAGGGACAUCAAGAAGUUUCUCAAAAAGGCCCCCAAGGAGAUCCGUUCCCACCGAGUUCGCGAGACCGAUGUACUCCGAAUACCAUGCGAGGCAGACGAUGGCUAUCUCAGGGUCGUCCUGUGUACGGCUGAGGGGAAGAAGGUGUUAUGUGGAAGUCCCAUAUUCCGGCUAGCUUCCUCGACCACGGAAUUCAGCACCCUCCGGGGGGCCUCGAUCAAGACCAUGCCGCUAGAGAUGGGCAUCAAAAUCGGCCAGAUCGUUGGGAACAACAUCCUGUCAGCCACACUGACCCCUAUCGCUGACCAGGCCAAGUCAGCGGUCACGGGUCAGGUGUCUCGGAUCUAUCAGCCCGGUUUGGCGGUGCAGGAAGCGGCGACCCUUGCAUACGACAAUAGCGGCGUACAGGACAAGAUUGACAACGUGAAUGAACAAUAUGACACUGCCCGGGAGAACGCCUACAGUUCCGUGCAAGAAGAGACGUAUGAUGCGUUGCAGCGACCGGAUAUCGUGGGCCCCGACACAGGUCCAGUGGCGCCAUUCCCCGUUCGCUUUCACGGCAAAGUUGUGACGGGCACGGGUCGAAGUAGAUCGAUGUUGAACAUCCCUACGGCGAAUUUGUCCGGAGUGCCCGAGGACAUCUUGGCGCGAUACAAGGGUGUCUUCUUCGGCUGGGCAGCCGUGAGUUUGCCCAAGAAAUUGGCUGCCGAGACUGCUGUGCCGAGUGACUGGUUCAAGGCUGUCAUUUUCAUCUCGCCGGACCCCGACAGGACGAGGACGGUGGUGCACAAGAACAGUGCGAGGGUGUAUGUGCUGCAUGAUUUCCAGGGCGUUCAACUUGUUGAUGCAAAAGUAUCGGUGAUGCUGAUGGGGUAUCUGCGAGCAAUGCAGGAUCUGAACCCAUAUGAAGAGCCCGACGUUGAAUCUAUGCAGUUUGACACGUACAAGGAUAUUGCCGUUACGACAGCGAGUCUGAACCGACCGGCCUGGACGGCUGAAGCGACCCUGGAGCGUGUAAAGUCAGCGGCGUCCAGUCGGACCAUGAGUGAGCGGUACGUCGAUUUCCGACAAAAUACUCAGAGACAGAUGGAUCGAGUGCCGGUGAACAAACUUGGGAUCCGGACCGAGGGAGCUGCGUUGAAGGACAAGUUGAUUGGGGUUGGGGGCGUGUGGGUGCCGAGAGAAGCAUUGUCAUAUACCACGUAG
Exophiala spinifera is the source of this 1830-nucleotide messenger RNA. RefSeq lists its product as uncharacterized. Gene Ontology annotation, biological process: riboflavin biosynthetic process; FMN biosynthetic process. The record is from RefSeq and is a predicted model, not a curated record. Lineage: Eukaryota; Fungi; Ascomycota; Eurotiomycetes; Chaetothyriales; Herpotrichiellaceae. Gene Ontology annotation, molecular function: riboflavin kinase activity. The transcript has a single exon. Gene Ontology annotation, cellular component: mitochondrion. Bases 1 to 1830 code for a protein of 609 amino acids.